Sabethes cyaneus is the source of this 1219-nucleotide messenger RNA. RefSeq names its product protein UBASH3A homolog. The record is from RefSeq and is a predicted model, not a curated record. The coding region runs from base 176 to 1147 and encodes 323 amino acids. The transcript has 4 exons. Lineage: Eukaryota; Metazoa; Arthropoda; Insecta; Diptera; Culicidae.
CGAAAACUGUGAACAAUGUUACAGUGGACAUCUUGGUGAAUAAACACGGCCGAACCUCCACCUCACGUACUGGAACGCGAAGCGGAGAAACACCUGUAGUUUUUUUUAACAAAUUUGACGCUUCUGCAGUUUCGUGGAACCAUGUUUCUGUAACCGCUAUUACGUCGAUACGAUUAUGAAUUUCGUCCAGCAGAAACUUCAAUUCGUUCGGUUGGUGAAACCUCUCAGGUUGGUAAUAAUGCAGCAAAGCAGUAAAGCGUCCAGCAGUAGUGGAUCGAGUUCGGAGAAGCAAAGCGGCCAUGCACAUUACAAACCAAUUCACCGAGGUCUGGAAAUGGCUAGCCCGGUAGCGAAACCGGAAGCGGAACAAACGGGAAGACGCGUUUAUGUUGUGCGGCAUGCAGAGCGAAUUGACAUGACCUUCGGCAAUUGGAUUCCCGACAGCUUUGAUGACGCUGGAACGUACGUCAGGAAAGAUUUGAAUAUGCCGCAAUCACUACCGUCAAGGAAACCCAGUCUAUGGGAGCUUGAUUCGCCACUAACUAACUUGGGAUGCUAUCAAGCCAGCUUAACGGGGGACGCAAUGAAGGAGGCUGGCGUGCGCAUUGAUCAUGUGUUCAGUUCCCCCUCGUUUCGCUGCAUACAGACUGCCUCGUCUAUCCUGGAAAGUCUUGGAAUGCGCGAGAGUCACCCCAUUCGAAUCGAACCGGGACUGUUUGAAUGGAUCGGUUGGUAUCCGAACGGACUGCCGAACUGGAUUUCAAGCGACGAGCUAAAAGCUGCAGGACACAAUAUCGCGUCGAAUUAUACACCCAUCACCAGUAAGGAAGAUUUAAUACAGCACCAAAAUGAGGACCUUGAAGGUUACUAUAGAAGAAAUGCCGUACUUGCGAAGAAAAUAGUUGAAAAUAAUGAAGGAAACCUCCUGCUUGUCGGUCAUGCUGCAACGCUGGAUACUUGUACUCGGCCUCUGGUGAGCUCAGAAAAGGCACCGAUAGGGCAGCUGAUACCGAAGCUGCUUAAAAUCACAUACUGCAGCAUGGCCAUGAUGGAAUCGACCGACGGUGGGUGGAAACUGGCAAAACCACCCUGUCCACCUUUCACCAACACCAAAAACGACCGUUUCGAUUGGAAUUAUUUAUUGUAGAUAGUUUUUAAAUGUUUUAAGUGCACGUCAUACCACCACCAGUUUGUUCUAACCGUGUGUCACAAACUAAAA